AGAAAGAGGGAAUCACUAUUCAAGGGUACUGUAUAUACAAUCUGGGUCAGCUGCAGCUGGUUACGCAUUUCUCUAUGUGGCAGACAGAGCAAAGCCACAAUGCUUUCUCUGCUGGAUUAAAGACAGCCCACAGACCAGAACUUCCACUCCACUACUUAAAAUUACAUAGGUGGCUUGUCAAAUUCAAUUGAUUAGUGUCGUAAGAAGAAAAAGAAGUUCCUUAUUACAGCUUGGAGACAACGGUCCAAAACAAAAAUGCAGUUGCCAUUAAAGUCACAGACGAACAAACUUCUACACUGACUUUUAAAGGCAAGAAUAAGAGCGGCAAGUUUCUGGGUUUGCUUAAUCAACAGAUGCAAAAAGACGUCAUACAACCUCCUUUCAACAUGAAGGCGGUUAUCUGGACUCUGAGUGUGCUUCUCUUCCUACUGAUGGGCCCUGGACCCUGCAGAGGAGGACAGUUCAAAAUAAAAAAGCCAGCCCAGAGGAGAUACGCGCGGGCCACAGAUGGUAAAGAGGAAGUGAAGAAAUGCGCAUACACGUUCCUGGUGCCUGAACAGAAAAUAACGGGGCCGAUCUGUGUCAACACCAAAGGGCAAGAUGCAGGUGCCAUCAAAGACAUGAUCACCAGGAUGGACCUGGAGAACCUCAGGGACGUGCUCGCCAAGCAGAAGCGGGAGAUAGACGUCCUGCAGCUGGUGGUGGACGUGGACGGGAACAUUGUCAACGAGGUCAAGCUGCUGCGGAAGGAAAGCCGCAAUAUGAACUCGCGUGUCACCCAACUCUACAUGCAACUGCUACACGAGAUUAUCCGCAAGAGGGACAAUUCGCUGGAGCUUUCCCAGCUGGAAAAUAAAGUCCUCAACAUCACCACAGAAAUGCUGAGGAUGGCCACACGGUACCGGGACCUGGAGGUGAAAUACGCAUCCCUGACCGACCUGGUCAAUAACCAGUCCGUGACGAUCACCUUGCUGGAAGAGCAGUGCAUGAGGCUCUUUUCCCGACAGGACCCCCAGGCGUCUCCCCCUCUUGUCCAGGUAGUGCCACACCACAUCCCUACCAGUCACCACUACACCCCUGGUCUGCUGGGGGGCAACGAGAUCCAGAGGGAUCCCGGCUAUCCCAGAGAUGUCAUGCCACCACCCGAUCUGGCCACUUCUCCCACCAAGAGCCCUUUCAAGAUACCACCACUAACUUUCAUCAAUGAAGGACCAUUCAAAGACUGUCAGCAUGCAAAAGACGCUGGACAUUCCAUCAGUGGGAUUUACAUGAUUAAACCUGAAAACAGCAAUGGGCCAGUGCAGUUAUGGUGUGAGAACAGUUUGGAUCCUGGGGGUUGGACUGUUAUUCAGAAAAGAACAGAUGGCUCUGUCAACUUCUUCAGAAACUGGGACAACUAUAAGAAAGGGUUUGGGAACAUUGAUGGAGAAUAUUGGCUUGGAUUGGAAAAUAUCUAUAUGCUUAGCAAUCAAGAUAAUUACAAGCUGCUGAUUGAAUUAGAAGACUGGAGCGAUAAAAAAGUCUAUGCAGAAUACAGCAGCUUUCGCCUGGAGCCUGAAAGUGAAUUCUAUCGGCUGCGCCUGGGCACUUACCAGGGAAACGCAGGGGAUUCCAUGAUGUGGCACAAUGGUAAACAGUUCACCACACUGGACAGAGAUAAAGAUAUGUAUACAGGAAACUGCGCCCACUUUCAUAAAGGAGGAUGGUGGUACAACGCCUGCGCACACUCUAACCUGAAUGGAGUAUGGUACAGAGGCGGCCAUUACAGAAGCAAGUACCAGGAUGGUAUCUUUUGGGCUGAAUACCGAGGGGGGUCCUACUCCCUGAGAGCAGUUCAGAUGAUGAUCAAGCCUAUUGACUAAAGGGAGACAGUCUACAACUUAAACAGAACUCUGUAUUUUCCAGUUUCUCAAAAUGUAAAUGUUACAUGUAUAUUGUUUUGCACAAUUCAUUUCUACAGAUAGUUUUUAAAAUGUUUUUUACCAUAACUAUAAAAGGGGAUUUAUGAAUAUAGUUUCAUCUUCCCUUAAUAUCCUGCAGAAGAUCAUUACUAUCCAUAAUCCUAGUUAUUUUAAAAAUUAUAUUUACCAAAUACAGGCAAAGUUUGUUUUCUAAAAUGUAAAUAUUUGCCACAAUGUAAAACAAAUCUUAGCUUUAUUUUAAAUCAGAAUUGAACACAUGUUCAAGAUCCCUAACAAUUUAUUUAAAAACUUUAUAUGAGAUUGUUCUAAUUUUCAAUGGAAAAAUAGUUUUAAGAUUUGAGCUAAGUAAUACAUUUUAUUUAUAAAAUUAUAGACAGGAAAUUAGAGAAAACUCUAGUUUUGCCAAUAGAAAAUACAUUUUGCAUUGAAUAAAAGUUAUUUUAAAUUGAA
Hipposideros armiger (great roundleaf bat) is the source of this 2372-nucleotide messenger RNA. It is a transcript of the gene ANGPTL1, whose product is annotated as angiopoietin like 1. Gene Ontology annotation, biological process: fibrinolysis; blood coagulation, common pathway; blood coagulation. Gene Ontology annotation, cellular component: fibrinogen complex. The record is from RefSeq and is a predicted model, not a curated record. Lineage: Eukaryota; Metazoa; Chordata; Mammalia; Chiroptera; Hipposideridae. The coding region runs from base 354 to 1862 and encodes 502 amino acids. The transcript is spliced from 5 exons. Gene Ontology annotation, molecular function: protein-macromolecule adaptor activity; extracellular matrix structural constituent.